GUCUGGAGUACCUUCUUCUUCUUCUUCUUCUUCUUGACGAGUUGUAGUAACAGUUCCAACAUUGAUUCUCUAUCAAGAGCUGACUUGACAAUCUUGAACGUCACACACGUACACAAUGGCCCACCCGCGUCCCACCUCGCUCGCCCUCCUCAUCGGCGCCGGUCCCACCUCGGGAGCAGGGAUUGCCCGUCAGCUCGCCACACCCGUCUCUCAAGGUGGUGGAGGAAUGGCCGUCGCUCUCCUAGCUCGUAAUGCUGAGCGUUUGUCCACUCUUGCAUCGAACUUGAAGGCUUCUGUGCCGGGAGCGGUCGUGGGCGCCUUCCCGACGGAUACCUCGCCGGUGAAUCUGAAGAAGGCGUUCGAGGCGAUCAAGAAGCACAAGGACUUUGACGGAUGUAGAUUGCGUUUGGGCGUCUUCCACAUUAAGCAUUCAAGCAGAGAACCAUUCCUCGAAACUACACCCGAGUCGUACGAUGCGGCUUUCUCCGAGUACAACACCGGCGCGUUCGUCUUUGCGCAGGAGAGUCUCAAGAGGAUGUACGAGGAGGCGGGCGGGAUGAAGCCCCUGGACGAGACUGGGGGUGAGAAACUGGGCACGAUCAUCUUCACUGGGACACUCGGAGCCUUACGUACGAGUGCAAUGUACUCGGCGUACGGCGGAACGAGGAGUGCUGCCCGUUCACUGGCACAAGCAGUCGCCAAGGAGCACUCCCAGUACGGCGUACACGUCGUUCACGCUAUCGCCAAUGGGUCCAUCAUCGACACGGACAACGAAGAGCACGAGAGUGCUAAAGAGGCUACAGAAAAGGGAAGGAAGAUGAGCGCAAAGGCUGUUGCGGAUACGUACCUUUGGUUGGCUAGGCAGGAGAGCACACUUUGGACGCACGAGCUCGAUUUGCGGCCCGCACAGGAGAAGUUCUAAAAGGCGUGUAUCAGUUCAAGAAGAGGCUCUCGCGCCAUUCAGAGUGCAAUGAGAUCACAGCUGGCUUUGUCUGCAAAGAAGUUCUCAUCUGUCUGCGAUGCUCAUCUUUCCCUCUUACCCAUCUUUGGCCUCAUCAUCGGACCGCCUGAGGUGAGCGAACUUGCCGCAGUCCACUGACACCACGCCGGGCAAUUUAUCGCUCGGGCAGGCGUCUGGAGAGUGCC
Messenger RNA from Microstroma glucosiphilum, 1146 nucleotides. Its product is annotated as NAD(P)-binding protein. The record is from RefSeq and is a predicted model, not a curated record. The transcript has a single exon. NCBI's taxonomy places the organism in Eukaryota, Fungi, Basidiomycota, Exobasidiomycetes, Microstromatales, Microstromataceae. Bases 116 to 922 code for a protein of 268 amino acids.